GACUUUCCGGAAGAAGCAUUGCUCGAAAGUAAACAUUGAAAAGAAAAGCACGUUAUGUCAGGGUUAUUAUUAGAUAUCUUCAAAGUCCAUUGUCGUGCAAGAAGACAGCACGUGAAAACAUUUCUUGCUACUCAUUUUAACGGACAAUGCGUGUGCGUUAGAACUUUCCAGACAUAUUCGUCAUUACUUGCCGCUAGAAAGAAAAUGGCUACACAAUCACUAACAGUGGAAAGAAAAUCACAAAUUAAAGAACAAUAUUUUGACUACUUUCUUAUUCUAGAUUUUGAAGCAACUUGUAAGGAAAAUGAGAAAAUUUAUCCACAGGAGAUAAUUGAGUUCCCAGUGAUAAAAAUCAACGCAAAGACACUACAGGUUGAGUCAACUUUUCAUCAGUAUGUAGAACCCAAGGUGUACAAAGAGCUCACACCAUUCUGCACACAGCUGACAGGUAUCAUCCAAGAUAUGGUUGAUGGGAAGCCACAUUUAGAAGAGACAUUACAGAGCUUUGACAAGUGGAUGUUGGACAACAAGCUGCUGGGGGCUGACACAAAAUCUCUUUUUGUGACCUGCGGUGACUGGGAUCUCAAAACCAUGCUUCCUUCUCAGUGCAGUUAUUUUAAGAUUCCGGUCCCAAAGUACUUCGGCCAGUGGCUGAAUAUAAAGAAGGGGUUUGCUGAAGUUACGGGCAGCUACCCUCGAGAAAUGAUGGGUAUGCUGUCGUCAUUGCAGAUCCCACACCAGGGCAGGCACCACAGUGGCAUUGAUGACUGCAAAAACAUUGGCAAUAUUCUGGUAGAGCUGUUACACAGGGGAUACGUUGCCAAAGCCUCAUGCUCCAAUAGAUGAGAAAUACUUUUGGCAGAUUCAAACUAUGAUUAUAUAUUAAAAAAUUAAUGUUUCAUAUUGAAAAAAGAGUAAAUGACAUUUUAAUUAGUGAACUUCGGAAAGAAUUUUCUGUUUUUACAUUGAUUAAAAACUUCCUCCAGUGCCAAAUGCAUUUGCUUCAGACAAAUGACACAAUUUUGUGGGCACAAUACAAAUCCAUACAUUUUCUAACCUCUUGUUCAGUUUUUAUGCCCACAGUAGGGUGGCAUAUAUCAUUUGAACUGUCUGUCUGUCCGUCCAUCAGUCAGUCCGUCCGAAAACUUUAACAUUAGCCAUAACUUUUGCAAGAUUGAAGAUAGCAACUUGAUAUUUGGCAUGCAUUUGUAUCUCAUGGAGUUGCACAUUUUGAGUGGUGAAAGGUCAAGGUCAUUCUUUGAAGUCAAAAGUAAAAAAAUACAAUCCAAGGGAAGAAAUAAGCUUUAACAGGGAGGUAAUUUCUAAUCCUGCCAAAUGAUAUAUUGAAAUUUUAUUUCAAAUUGGUGCAAUAGGGGGCAUUGUGUUUCUGACAAACACAUCUCUUGUUAUGGUCUUGAAUGUCAAAUCUCAAUGCAAACUUGUCGUAUAGUUCCCAUAUCUUGAUGUGGAAAAUGCUUAAAAUGUUACUCAGGGGUAAUUUGGUCCUCAGAAACGGCCUUACACUGGUUUAACAUUGAUUCAUUUUUGUAUUUCUUUUGAAGAUAAUUCUACAAAUUGUAUAUAUCUUUUAAAGAUAAUUAAAUAUAAUUCUUCAAAUUUUAAUGUUUUGACAUAUAUUUACAAGGCAUGUUCUAUGUUAUAUAUAUUAAAUGCAACCCAACAUCUUAAUCAUAGAAAUAAAUGUUAACCUGUUGUUAACCCUACAAGCACAACAAAAAAUGAUUAUGCUUUUCUUUUACUUUGUCUACUGUGCCUAUGCAAAAUAUAUUCAAAUUAUAUAUA
Dreissena polymorpha is the source of this 1803-nucleotide messenger RNA. Its product is annotated as ERI1 exoribonuclease 3-like. The transcript has 7 exons. Bases 55 to 846 code for a protein of 263 amino acids. Gene Ontology annotation, biological process: exonucleolytic trimming to generate mature 3'-end of 5.8S rRNA from tricistronic rRNA transcript (SSU-rRNA, 5.8S rRNA, LSU-rRNA). Lineage: Eukaryota; Metazoa; Mollusca; Bivalvia; Myida; Dreissenidae. Gene Ontology annotation, molecular function: nucleic acid binding; 3'-5'-RNA exonuclease activity. The record is from RefSeq and is a predicted model, not a curated record.